CUUUGACACGUACAUACACAAUGAAGGAUGAAAGUUUACCAAUUAGUGGUGUAUGCAAAACAUCAUGAAUGUUUGAAUAUUUGUUAAAGUCAUAAUUCAUAGCAUUCGAAAAAACACACAGUACCUUCGUUUGCAUCCCCUUAAUUGAUGGAUCGCAUACCACCAUUCCCUAUCCCUUGGAGGAACAUAAUCAUAGAUCCCAAAGUACUAUACAAUUCUGAUGAAUUUUGGCAGCAUCUAGUGUCCUGCGAAAAUAGUACAGCAGAAUCCUUGUCUUCCUUGUGGAUUACACUAUACAAGUUUGAUCACCAAAACCGGAACCGAAAACUAUGGUUUCCAUGUAAAUAUUUCAGUCUAAAUGCUGCUUCUCUCACAGUGAUAGCUGUUGCUGUAAAGCUGCCCAUGGAUCUAACUAAUCUAAUGCCGGGUUAUGUGGACCAGGCUGCAAAGCUCGGAAGCCUUGGCUUUAUGUGCACAAUGAUGGCUAACAUAUUGCCUUCUUUAGCAACCAUGGACAGCAAGGAACUUGUGACAAACAUCAUAGCUUUAGGUGUUUUGGUAAUCACCUUGGUUGUGAAUGUUUGUAUUCAAAUAAACACGGGAAGUCUCACUUAUCAUGUAGAUGAGACCGGGUCCUUUCUGGCUUUUGAUAAUGCAUUUGUUACAGCCCAGGGCUUCAUACCAAUCGCUUAUGUUGGCGUGUUACUCAUGUUGCUGAUGAUAUAUGCAUGUUCAUCUUUAGCAAUUCUCAAGUCCAAACAGAUUCUAGAAUCAAAAUACCAAGCGGCUCAUCAAGAGAUGGAAGAACCACAGAGAUUAACUGUUGAGAAGCUAAAGCAGCAUGUGAGAAACUAUUGGAUCAUGGCAGGAACUGGAAGCCCCCAAUUCAUGACAGCUUGCUCUGCUACAACCUCAGCUUCCGGGGUAAUAUGUGCUUUAAGCACUGUUUUGCACAUUCAUAUUUUGCUUUCCAAUAUCAGAUCUCUAAGGGACUAUAAGUCGGAUUAUAAGUGGUCAAUGGUAGUAAUUCUCAUAAUACAGAUUAUCGGAACCAUACUGGGUACAAUUGCUCCACUUGCUAGAUGUUUUGCAACCUUAAGCUAUAAGCUGUCCAUAAAAUGGAUUUGGAACCAUAUCAAAGUCUCUAAAGUAGAAAGCUACUGGACUCAAAAGUUAUCUGAGUGGAAACAAAGUAACAUACCAUUCCCAUCAAGUAGCCGCAAAUGUAAGAUUUUCAUCCAGAAUUUAAAAAUCCUAAUUCUCAGCAGUUGCAUAGAAUUUCAGAAGGCUGUUGUGGUAGCGUGCAAGAUGAUAGCGGUGAUUCCAAUUUUAUCUGUGAUAUGUACCUUGUAUUGUUUCCAUCGUUGGAAGUGGGUUAGAGCCAUGUUUAGCGACUCUGGUACUAUAGUAGAAAUGGUCAUUCCAGAUCCUCCGCAACUAGGAAAAGAUAAGGAUCUUAGUCGGUAUGUUUUGCAACUUCAAGAUGACAUGGAGUUUGCUGGGAGAACAUUGAAAAGCAUAUCAAAGUCGCUCAACUGCUUGAUCCGAAAAGCCAAAAAACAACAACCCAACAAUCUUAUGAAGCUUCUAACAGGAUCUACAAGUUUUCCAGGAGUUGAAAAGUUUGAUUGCGUUCCAGCUUUGCUUUCAGAAGAAUAUCUCGGCUGUUGGAGCUUGCCGUUAGUAAUUCUGACAACUAUCGCCAUGUCUCUUCCUAACAUCCAAAACAACAUGCUUGAUUGCUUGCUGAGUAGUGUGAGUGAAGGUCUUGUAUAUGUCACGCUUGUGGAAGAAAGCCUCAGGAGUGUAACCAGUGACCAGGUAAGCAUUCAAACGGAGGCUAAAACUUUGUGGCUAGAAAUUGAAGUCUAUCACAAAUGGUUAGGAAACAAGCUGCCUAAACGUGCUCCUCAAGGCUGUACGAGCACAGCAGGACAGAUUCUUCAACUAUUGAUGGAUACAGCUAAAAACAUGGUCACUGAUCAGGUGGAAAGUAUGGAUAUUGGAAAUCGAAAUGAUAAUUCCAAAUGCAACUAUAUUUCUGCCAAAUCAAUGUAUAGUAUCACCGAAACCAUCCUGCUUUCCUACCAUGCCGACAUCAAUCAGGUUAGCCAAGAGGAACUAUUUGAGAAGUUAUCAUCCAUGAUUACUAACAUAUUGGCUUCAUGUCUCAUCAACUUACCCCAAGUCAUAGUGAUGAAAUGCCAUACAAGUGCCAUAGAGAAAAGGGAGGCAAGUGUUCAUGCUGCAACCCAACUUCUAGGUGAGACUAUGAGGAUAAUCAAUACCCUUCAAGAUCGUCAACUUCAGAGAUUGAAUCUAGACAAGUUGCCAUAUAUCGAAAAGUGGCCAUGUUUAUUUAAAGCAUCAUUUUUCUUUAAAAACCAUUCCAUUCUUCAAGUAACCACAUAAGUUCAUAAAGAUUUGUUGCUCUCUGUUUCAUAAGUAGCAGAUCAUGUACUUGUUUAUUUUCUUUUAUUAUGUGUUGGUUUUAAUA
Lactuca sativa (garden lettuce) is the source of this 2497-nucleotide messenger RNA. RefSeq lists its product as uncharacterized. NCBI's taxonomy places the organism in Eukaryota, Viridiplantae, Streptophyta, Magnoliopsida, Asterales, Asteraceae. The record is from RefSeq and is a predicted model, not a curated record.